UCACAACAGAAUAGCAGCCACACACUCUGUUUUGAUCAAACGCCAUUUCUCAGGUAUCGGGAGUUCGAAACAGAGUAGUAAAGAAUGGAGACGGCCCUGCUUCGGUUCCGCGUUAGUUUCUCCUGUCAUCCUCAUCCACACCACAAGAAAAUCGCCGCUCAUCACAGAGUCAACAAUGAGAUUCCUGGAGGAUCUGAAGACGAGUGGUCUCCUAAGGUUUUGAGUAGAAGAUCAUUACUAGCGACGGCUUCUGGGCUCUCACUGGCCUCUUCGACGUCUUUAGCGUUUCCAGGGGAAGGGUUAGCUGUCGUGAAACAAGGUCUUCUCGCCGGGAGAGUUCCUGGUCUGUCUGAACCUGACGACGAAGGUUGGAGAACAUACCGUAGACCAGACGAGAAGUCAGGAGGGCAUGGAGUUGGUUGGAGUCCUAUUAUCCCUUACGCCUUCUCUGUUCCUCAAGAUUGGAAUGAGGUACCUGUAUCGAUAGCUGAUCUUGGUGGAACUGAGAUUGACUUGAGAUUUGCUAGUCCUAAAGAAGGCCGCUUGUCUGUAAUUGUAGCUCCUGUUCUAAGAUUUGCAGAUAACCUUGGGGACAACGUGAAGAUUGAAAACAUUGGAACACCAGCGAAGGUGAUCAACGCCUUUGGACCAGAAGUUAUUGGAGAAAACGUUGAAGGGAAGGUGUUGAGUUCAAACGUAGCAGAACACGAUGGUAGACUCUAUUACCAGUUCGAGCUAGAGCCACCUCAUGUACUCAUCACCGCGACAGCUGCUGGAAACCGCCUUUACCUGUUCAGUGUCACCGGAAACGGGCUUCAAUGGAAGAGAUACUACAAGGAUCUGAAGAAGAUAGCUACUUCCUUCCGAGUUGUUUAGAGACAUUUACCAAAAAGUUUUUUUUUUUUUUUUGAUCCA
Brassica oleracea var. oleracea is the source of this 915-nucleotide messenger RNA. Its product is annotated as psbP domain-containing protein 4, chloroplastic. The record is from RefSeq and is a predicted model, not a curated record. Gene Ontology annotation, molecular function: calcium ion binding. Lineage: Eukaryota; Viridiplantae; Streptophyta; Magnoliopsida; Brassicales; Brassicaceae. Bases 85 to 876 code for a protein of 263 amino acids. Gene Ontology annotation, cellular component: extrinsic component of membrane; photosystem II; photosystem II oxygen evolving complex. Gene Ontology annotation, biological process: photosynthesis. The transcript has 5 exons.